Molecule: messenger RNA, 726 nt
Organism: Quercus robur (English oak)
Lineage: Eukaryota; Viridiplantae; Streptophyta; Magnoliopsida; Fagales; Fagaceae
Product: G-type lectin S-receptor-like serine/threonine-protein kinase At5g35370
Exons: 1
Coding region: 1-726 (241 amino acids)
Source: RefSeq, a predicted model, not a curated record
AUGGGACGGAGAAUUCCUAUUGGAAAAUCAUUGCAAAGCGCUGUGUCAUACGAUGACAUGUCGGUAGGUGAUUAUCGACUUGAAGUUACUGACAGGGAUAUGGUGCUGCAAUGGAAUAAGAUGAAUUAUUGGAAAUUGUCCAUGGAUCCAGAGGCUGUCAGGAACUCUAACAAGGCCGUAUCGUUGAUGGUGAUGAAUGGUACAGGUUUGUAUUUGCUAGCAAGUGAUAAUUCCACGGUUGUUCAAGUAGCUUUGAAUGGUUCAUCAAGUUUUAGGAGAGGUAAGUUGGGUGCCUAUGGCAGAUUUAGCAUCGUCAGACCUCGGAGCAGCGAUAAAUGGGAGUCAGAAGUUGCAGGACCAUUUGAGGAUUGUGAUCUUCCUCUCUAUUACAAUUUUGGAUUGUGCAGAAGAAACCCUCUGGAUGGAAUUUGUUCUUGUUUACCAGAACUCAGUUAUCAAACCAAUGGUGAUUGCAUGCCAGUGAAUGGUUCGCUUUCUCCGCCUUCAGCUUGUACUGCAGCUAGAAAUGACAGUCAAUUGAAUUCCUCUGUUUCCUAUCUAAAAUUCGGCCCUGGUAUGGACUAUUUUGCUAAUAAUUUCAGGGAACCCGAUAAAAAUAAUGUAACGUUGUCGGUUUGCCAAGAUUUAUGCUCUCAAAGUUGUUCUUGUUUGGGCUUUUCCAUUGAAACUCUGCUGGUUCUUGUUAUCUUCUUGAAAAUCAUUUAG